This is a messenger RNA of Nematostella vectensis (starlet sea anemone), 6157 nucleotides long. Its product is annotated as intraflagellar transport protein 172 homolog. The coding region runs from base 94 to 5346 and encodes 1750 amino acids. The transcript is spliced from 56 exons. Lineage: Eukaryota; Metazoa; Cnidaria; Anthozoa; Actiniaria; Edwardsiidae. The record is from RefSeq and is a predicted model, not a curated record. Gene Ontology annotation, molecular function: protein binding. Gene Ontology annotation, cellular component: intraciliary transport particle B; axoneme; ciliary basal body. Gene Ontology annotation, biological process: intraciliary transport.
CCUAGGAUACCUCAAGCUGAAAACUCAAAAUGGCGACAUUUGUUGAAAUACAGUGAAAAUUUGCUGGAUUCUUCGCUUUCUCUUAGCACCAAAAUGCAGUUGAGAUACAUGAAAACAUUGCUCAGUCCUCAGGAUGGGGCGUGCAAAGUCACAGCCAUGGCGUGGGCACCCAACAAUCAGAAGAUGGCUGUGGUCACUAUGGACAGGGUUGUAAUUCUGUAUGAUGAGCUAGGAGAGAGAAGAGAUAAGUUCUCAACAAAACCCUCAAAUCCACAGGCGGGCAAGAAAAGCUAUAUUGUCAAGGGCCUGGCGUUCUCCCCUGAUUCAUCCAAAAUUGCUGUUGGCCAGACUGAUAACAUCAUCUUUGUGUAUAAGAUUGGUGAAGAGUGGGGUGAAAAGAAAGUGAUUUGCAACAAGUUUAUACAGCAGAGUGCAGUGACCUGUCUUAUCUGGCCCCCAGAGCAGGCAAAUAUUGUCUUUGGACUAGCUGAUGGCAAGGUCCGCCUGGCCAGUCUCAAGACAAACAAAUCUCAGACCAUUUAUGGAACAGACAGCUAUGUAGUAUCUUUGGCUGCCAACCCCUCUGGCCAAGGCAUAAUUUCUGGCCAUGCAGAUGGUGCCAUUGUCAGGUACUUUUUUGACGAUGAAGGAACGGGGUUAUCUCAGGGUCAACUCUGCAAGCACUCCUCACCUCCAUAUGCUCUUUGUUGGGGUUCGGCAAUAGUAGCCGCUGGGUGUGACAAGAGAAUUGUAGCCUAUGGAAAAGAAGGGCGUGUGCUACAGAACUUCGAUUACUCAAGAGAUGAUGACGAGAAGGAGUUUACAGUUGCUGCUUGUAGCCCCAGUGGGCAGUCUGUUGUGAUUGGUAGCUUUGACAGAUUAAGAGUGUUUAACUGGAGUCCUCGGCGAGGGGCAUGGGAUGAGUCUAAAGCCAAAGAGAUCCCUAAUUUGUACACUAUCACUUCCCUGGCAUGGAAGAGAGACGGGUCAAGACUGGUGGCGGGCACUCUGUGUGGUGGUGUGGAGCUCUUUGAUUGCUGCUUGAGAAGAUCUGUUUACAAGAAUAAGUUUGAGAUGACUUAUGUUGGUCUAAGUCAGGUUAUUGUGAAAAACUUGUCAUCUGGAACUCGCGUAGUGCUUAAAUCUCACUAUGGUUAUGAGGUGGAUAAAGUAAGCAUCAUGGGAAAAGACCGUUACCUUGUUGCUUACACUACAGAUACUUUACUUGUCGGUGACCUUAACUCCAACAAGCUCAGUGAGGUCCCUUGGCAAGCAACUGGAGGCAAUGAAAAGUUUUUCUUUGAAAAUGAAAGUGUCUGUAUGGUGUUCAAUGCAGGGGAGCUUUCUCUCAUUGAGUACGGCAAUAAUGAAAUUCUCGGAACAGUAAGAACCGAGUUUAUGAAUCCCCAUCUCAUCAGUGUACGUCUGAAUGAGAGGAAGCAACGAGGGAUUGAUGAAAACAAGAAGAUGGCAUACCUUGUAGAUCUCAAGACUAUAAGCGUUGUCGAUCUUCUGUCUGGCCUCAUAGUCGCCACCAUUAGCCAUGACUCCAAGAUAGACUGGCUUGAGCUCAACGAGACAGGGAAGUACCUUCUCUUUCGUGACAAAAAACUCAGGCUGCAUCUACUUAACGUGGAGUCAGAGGUUCGGACAACUAUCCUGAACUACUGCACUUACGUACAGUGGGUCCCUCUGAGUGAUGUGGUUGUCGCACAGAACCGAGGUAACUUGUGUAUUUGGUACAACAUCGACUCGCCUGAGAGAGUAACAAUGUUCCCCAUCAAGGGCGAGAUCUUGGACCUCGAGCGAGUGGAUGGUAAGACGGAAGUGAUAGUGAAUGAAGGCGUCACUAACAUCUCAUACACGCUUGACGAGGGGCUCAUUGAGUUCGGCACUGCUGUGGACGAUGGCGAUUUCACAAGAGCCGUGACGUUUCUUGAGAGUUUGGAGAUGUCGCCGGAGACAGAGGCCAUGUGGAAAACUCUUAGUAGACUAGCCUUAGAGGCACGCCAGCUCCACAUAGCUGAGCGGUGCUACGCCGCACUCGGAGACGUUGCAAAGUCCAAGGCGCUCAAACAGAUCAACAAAAUUGCUGACCAGGUGGCAGAGGAAAUGGGUGGUGACGGGACGAACCACGUGCUGGUCCGCGCCAAGCUUGCCGUACUGGACAAGAACUUCAAGUUGGCGGAGAGUUACCUGCUGGAGCAAGGUCACGUGGAUGAAGCCAUCGAGAUGUACCAGGAGCUGCACAAGUGGGACGAAGCCAUCGCUGUCGCCGAGGCAACGGGCCACCCUGAGCUUGAGAAUCUUCGCUCCAAUCACUACCACUGGCUCUCCGAGACUGGCCAAGAGGAGAAAGCUGGUGUGGUUAAAGAGGUAGAAGGCAAUUACAUGGAGGCCAUUAACCUAUACAUGAAAGCUGGAUUACCUGCAAAGGCCGCGAGACUUGCCAUGUCUAAAGAGGAUCUUGCUCAGUCCGCUGACCUUAUCGAGAGGAUUGCCGCCGCGCUUCUUAAAGGUGGAUUGUAUGAGAAGGCUGGGGAGCUGUUCGAAAAGGUGAAUCGAAAUGACCGCGCCCUUGAGGCGUACAGAAAAGGAGGUGCAUACAGACGAGCGGUCGAGCUGUCUCGUGUAGCAUACCCGCGUGAGGUCGUCACACUUGAAGAGGAAUGGGGAGAUCAUCUUGUGUCCCAGAAACAGCUAGACGCUGCUAUAAACCACUACAUCGAGGCAGGAUGUUCCGUGAAAGCAAUAGAAGCAGCGAUUCAGGCGCGCCAAUGGAACAAGGCGGUUCAGAUUGUGGAAUUGCAAGAUGAUACAGUGGCUGAACGGUAUUAUCACCAAAUAGCCCACCACUAUGCCCAAGUACAAGAAUACAAGCUUGCAGAGAAGUUCUUCGUGAGUGCGGGUAAUCCGCGGGCGGCUAUCGAGAUGUAUACAAAGGCUAGCAUGUACGAGGCGGCUCACAAGCUUGCAGUACAAUGCAUGAAGCCGGAAGAAGUUGCUGUCCUCUACAUAUCGCAGGCGCAGGAACUUGAAGCCCAAGGCCGAUACAAGGAGGCUGAAAGGCUCUACUGUACUGUUGACGAGCCAGAUCUGGCGAUAAAUAUGUACAAGAAACUAAGACAGUUUGAUCACAUGAUCAGGCUGGUGACUACAUACCACAAGGAUCUACUGGUCGACACCCAUUUGCACCUGGCUAAGGAAAUGGAGAGUGAGGGUCAGCUGCGCCAGGCAGAGCACCACUACCUAGAAGCCAAGGACUGGAAAGCUGCUGUCAACAUGUACCGGACCAGCGACAUGUGGGAGGAGGCAUACAGGGUUUCAAAGCAGAGCGGCGGACCAAAUGCCGCCAAACAAGUCGCUUAUCUGUGGGCAAAGAGCUUAGGUGGCGACUCUGCUGUGAAGCUUCUCACCAAGUUUGGUCUACUUGAAGCCGCUAUAGACUACGCCGCCGAGAACUGCGCGUUCGAGUUCGCGUUCGACCUCGCGCGCACCUCCAUGAAACACAAAAUGCCGGACAUCCAUCUGAAGUACGCCAUGUUCCUUGAAGACGAAGGCAAGUACAAAGAGGCGGAGGAGCAGUUCGUCAAAGCCAGCAGGCCGAAGGAAGCUGUGCUCAUGUACGUUCAUAAUCAUGACUGGGACAGCGCUCAGCGAGUGGCGGAACAGCAUGACCCGGACAGCGUGGCAGACGUCAUGGUGGGACAGGCGCGGGUAGCAUUCGAGAAGAGGGAGUACCAAAAAGCGGAGACUUUCCUGCUCAGAGCUCAGCGUCCUGAACUCGCCGCAAGAUACUAUAAGGAUGCUGAGAUGUGGGGUGAUGCUCUUCGCGUCGUCAAGGAGUACCUCCCGCAUAAGCUGGAGCAGUGGCAGGAUGAAUACGACAAAGAAGUGCUCACUAAAGGAAACAGGGGUGCCGAGUCCUUGCUAUCUCAAGGCAAGGAGUGGGAGAAGAAGGGAGAGUACAACCGUGCUAUUGACAUGUACAUGAAGAUCACAGCAAGCAUGACAAGCGACCAGGACCUUGUUGAAGACGCCAUGGUCAAGGCUGUUGAGCUUGCGAUGAAGUUCGUCCCGGAGCGCGCGUCCGAGGUCGCCCGCGUGGCAUGCCCGCGGCUGGCCACCAUCAAGGCCUACGAACAGGGUGCCGAGCUCGACCUUGGGGUCGAGAUGAUCAAGGAAGCUAUCGACAUGUACAUCGAGGGGGAGCUAUGGCCAAAAGCCAAGCGAUGUGCCGCUGAGAUGGCUCCAAGAUACGAACAAUACGUCGAAGACGCUUACGUGAAUUUCCUCAAGAACCAAGGUCAGGCUGAACAGCUUGUGGAUGUUGAUGUUAUCGCCGGCCUGGAUAUGAUGGUGCAACGCGGACAAUGGGAGAAGGCCAUCGAGACCGCAGAGCAACAGGGCUAUGAGGUUCUCAGCAAGUAUGUGGCUCUCUACGCCGCUAACGCGAUCAAGGACGGGGACUCGCUCAAGGCACUAGAGCUGUUUGCACGAUAUGGUGCACCGGCCAAUCAACAGAACUUCAACAUCUACAAGCGAAUCGUGAACGAUGUAGUAUCAACGCCAGGCCUUGGCGGCCCCGAUAGCUAUCGUACUUGGGCAGACCUCCGAGACGUCCUAUACGAUGUGCUUGAAGGUAUCUCCAAGGAGGGCGACACAAGCUUACCAGUUUUCCAGGAGUUUGAGAGUAUGCUGCUAGUCGCGCAUUACUAUAGCAACCGUGCUGCCUGCCAGCAGCAUAAGUCACUGGAUACAUUAGCUGCCAAGUUAUCUAUCUCGUUGCUGCGACACUCUGAUGUAGUUCCAUGCGACAAGGCAUUUUAUGAAGCCGGGCUCGCUGCCAAGGGCGUUGGAUGGGAGAACAUGGCGUUUGUCUUCUUGAACCGCUAUCUGGAUCUUAGCGAGGGUAUCGAGGAAGGGAGUCUAGAUAUGCUGGACAACAGCGACUUCGCCGAGACGGACAUCCCCUUUGAGGUUCCUGUUCCAGAGAAGCAAUUUUUACCCGAGGAGAAACGAGAGGAGAUUAAAGAGUGGGUGCUUGCUGUUUCCAUGGAUCAAAAGGUGGAGCAAGUUCUUCCGACAGACGAGCGAGAUACGUACGAGGCUAGUUUGGUGGCGCUUAACACCGGCAUUUCAUCUCUACCUUGUGUAGUCACCGGUUACCCAGUCCUCCGUAACAAGAUCGACUUCAAGCGACCAGGAAAGGCUGCCAACAAAGAGGACUGGAACAAAUUCAUUAUGGCAACAAAGGUUUCUCACAGUCCUGAGUGCCAGGAUGUUCUGCGCUUCCUCGGCCACUGGUGUGGCGCGCCGCAAAACCCCUCCUACUCCUUCAACUAGACACUUCUUCGCCCCCCCCCCCUCCCCCGAGGUAUGAAGGGUGAAGGGCGUUGGGGGUGACUUGGCCACUGGUGUGGCGCGCCGCAAAACCCCUCCUACUCCUUAAACUAGACACUUCUUCGCCCCCGAGGGGUGUAGGCCGUUGGGGGUGACUUGGCCGCAGGUACGGCGCACAUAUGUGCCCAUCUUGGGAAGACUCCUCCCCAAGAACGUUAAUUAAAGAGUCACUCAUUUGAGGAAUCUCCGCUGAGCCACUCCUAUACCUGUAAAAUCUAUGCUUGGGACAGCGUAAAACAAGACUUACUUGCACAUCACCAGCAUCUACACACAACAACGAUUGGGCUGCCCGGUUCAGUGAAUAGAGGACUCACAGGCUAUCCCAAUAGUUAUUGUAAAGAUAAAAAAGCUCACCGAAAUUAAGCAGAGUUUGGCAAAAAUACUUAUAUAUGCACAUGAAAGAUAUAAGAAUCGCGUGUAUUAUUUUACCCACAUUUAGCAUGCGCGAGAACAGGUUGCGGUCGCUCGAGCUAAUAAGAUGAGCUUUUUGUGGUCUCGUCAUAAGCUGCUAGGAAGGCUUUAGGUUUUUUGAAUGCGAAAAUCUUUGUGUGCAAAUAAGAUUUGGUUAAUACUAUAAAUUAUUGUAUUGGUACUGUAAAGUUGCUAAAAAAAAGGAUUUUUACCCCCUUUGUUGCAAAAAAAAAAACCGAAACUUCCCGAAAUUGUUCGAAAUAAUGCCUCCUCACCAGUAAUCCCAAAGUAAAUUGUAUAUUAUUGAUUAGGGUUUUAUUUAAUAAAAUGUAAAGUAAGAUUA